AUGGCGCCUGCGGCCAUCUCUGCGGCUGCUCUCGCCGCCUUCGUCUCGCUUCUCGCCGCACGACCCGCUGCUGCCGGUACUACGACUUCUGUGGCGACGACCAGCACCGCUACAACAACCACUAGCCAAAGCGCUCACCCAAGGACGAGCGCGGCGGCCAGCACUUCGCCCAAGGCUCCGGAGAUUCCCCUUAGCCUCCAGUAUCUCGAGAGGUACGACCAAAGCGUCUACGAGAACACCGAGGCUUUCUGCAACGACUGGGACUCGUCCUGUGUCGAGUACCUCUCGUCCUUCUCCGACAUCCACCAGGUGAUCUGCGAUGCUGGUGCUGCCGGGCCCGACGUUCACGUCUACUGCGGUGGCAACACCGUCGCGCAGGAGAACGAGUUCUUCGACUUCAGCAAUAACGUCCAGCGCUUCGUCUCGGCCUCACUGAUCGAAGGCCCGUCUGGUUACGGCGAGGCGGUCGGCGAUUCGACCACAACGACCAUUUCUUCGCGUCACUCGACGACCACGACGCGCUCGCACAGCGCAACGUCUUCGAAGCCACCGUCGUCUAGCGCACACACAACCUCGUCUCACACAAGCUCGCCGCAUACGACCUCGCCUCGCUCGUCGUCAAAACCUGCUACGAGCUCGUCUGCUUCGCACAGCAAGUCAACCACGACGAGCAGUCCCCACUCGCACUCGACAAGCUCGACUCGCGCUCACUCCACUCACUCAACCUCGAUCCGCUCUACCUCGUCUACGCACCACGCUUCCUCCUCGCACACGACUUCGCGCGUGUCUCAAUCGACCACACGUCCUCACUCUUCGGCCGCAUCCCACGCUCCGACGACGACCCACAAGUCGGCGAAGCCGACUUCGCACCUCUCUGAAGCCGCCAAAGUCGCCAUCGUCGCAGCCAACGAAGCGCGCAAGCACGCCCUGGCGCACCUCAAGGCCAACCGUGCCUUCGCCGAGCGUCGUCUUCGCGCUCUUGCUCGCCGCAAGAAGGCCGAGUUGCACGCGCUGGUCCAGCGGAGGAAGGAGCAGGUCCAGCAUGCUCGCAAGCUCGAGCGCGAGAGGGAGGAGAAGGCUAGGAAGGUUGCGCAUGACAAGCUUGUCCAGGCAAAGGGGAAGCUCAGGGCGAAGAAGCUGUUCGAGGCGGUCAAGAAGGGGUUGUCGCACGAGGCGCAGGUCGAGGCGAGGCUUGAGGCCAAGUUGGGGAAGGAGACCGUCAAGUGGUUGGAUGAGUGGCUUGAGAAGGAGGUCGAGAAAGACGUCAAGGAGCUGCUCAAAGCGCACUCGUCUGCGAAGGAGCGCAUCCGGUCGGGUCAUUAG
This is a messenger RNA of Rhodotorula toruloides NP11, 1323 nucleotides long. RefSeq lists its product as uncharacterized. The transcript is spliced from 6 exons. Bases 1 to 1323 code for a protein of 440 amino acids. The record is from RefSeq and is a predicted model, not a curated record. NCBI's taxonomy places the organism in Eukaryota, Fungi, Basidiomycota, Microbotryomycetes, Sporidiobolales, Sporidiobolaceae.